Molecule: messenger RNA, 1639 nt
Organism: Conger conger (European conger)
Lineage: Eukaryota; Metazoa; Chordata; Actinopteri; Anguilliformes; Congridae
Product: F-box only protein 24-like
Exons: 10
Coding region: 1-1614 (537 amino acids)
Molecular function (GO): protein binding
Source: RefSeq, a predicted model, not a curated record
AUGGACGACAAUACGGAAAAAGAGCGGAGGAAACGUCUCCCAGACCAGAGUGUUAAGUCUGCAGCGACCUCUACUUCUAAGAAGAGGAAGACGGUGACAUCUACGGCCAUACAAGAUGCUGUUUCGCGGGUUACCAUCGAAUCCCUGCCGUCUGAGAUGGUGGAGCAGAUUUUGAGCUGGGUGUCUGUUGGUGACGUCAUCGCUUUCGGGGCUACCUGCCACGCCUUCCACCAGCUGAGCCUCAGCCCCGCCCUCUGGAAAGCGCUCUGCCGUCGCCAGACAACGGGGGGGCGGGCGGGGCCCUGUAUGAUCCAGGCGGUGGCCCCGGGCCGGGCUCUGGGUUUCCGGCGCAUCCUGCCCACCUGUGAUAAGCACUUCCUGUGGGACACGCAGGGCACGGUGUUCUCGCUCAGCGACGCUGUGGCGCUCUCCCCCAGCGGGCAGCUGGUCUGGAGUGAGGCCAGCCGGAGCACCGUGCUCUGCAGGAACGUCAAAGACGUCACGGUGGACCCCCGCAGUGACGUGUCCCGGCGGCAGUACGUGUACGUGCUCAUGACGCGGCUCCCCGCGGGCUGCGGGAGGCGCAGUGACAGCGUGGAGAUCUACCAGCAGUACAGCGGAGAGCGCGUGUUCCACAUGACCUUUCACCCCUCCAUGACCUUCAGCCAGCUCAGACUCAUGGGAUCAGAGGUCAACAGGACCCUGCUGCUGCUCACCGGCACUGGUAGAGUGUACACAGUUCCCCUGAAUGAGACCCAGUUGAACAGGCCCCGCUCCUUCACUGUACAGCUUACCCUGAGAGAGAUCAACCAUUCCCUGCCUGACCUGGCAGUCAAACAGAUCCACACCAGUUACAGCAGUGCCCUGUACAUUACAGGUGAGGGUGAGGUGUAUGUGGAGACACACUCUGCAGGGGUCCAUCGGCACCUGUUUGGCUCUCUGCAGGGGUUCAGCCCAAACACCGGCCCAAUGCUCCUCCCCCUGCCAUCCAAGGUAGUGAGGUGCUCUCUGGGACUCACUCAUCUCUGCCUGCUGGAUGAAAGGGGGUGUGUCUUCAUGCAGGGAAGCAACAAUCAUGGCCAGCUGGGGACCGGAGACAAGAUUGACCGACGAGAGCCCACGCAGGUGGUGCUGUCCCUGACCCCGGUGGAAGUGUGCUGUGGACUGAACCAUUCCCUGGCCCUGCUGCGGGGGGAGGCCGGGGAGAAGGAGGUGCAGGGCUGUGGGUGCGGCCGGGGGGGGCGGCUCCCUGGCUGGUCUCAGGGCAGCCCUGUCUUCGUCAGGCUGAGCGUGAAGACCCCCCGGAGCACCCGAGUCCUCUGCUCCUCUAAGUACCACCUGUACCUGCUCUGUUGCCAUGACAUCGAGGAGCCCCUCCUGUUCCAUCCCCCCCCACUGGGGGCGGAGUCAGAGAAGGAGGCUGCUGAGAGGGCGGGGCUCCAGAGGUGCCUGUCACAGCUGAGGGGGUGUGGCCAUCUCCAGGAACAGCUAGCCAGGCUGAGAGAGGCUGUUCAGAGUCACAUGACUCUUAGCUCCGCCCACAAGGACUUCCUGGAGGAGGCCCUGUCCACAAUGCAACAAGCCUCUUCUUCUACCACACAGUUCCAAAUUUAAAGAUGCAACCCCCCUCUCAUUGUUC